Molecule: messenger RNA, 2668 nt
Organism: Larimichthys crocea (large yellow croaker)
Lineage: Eukaryota; Metazoa; Chordata; Actinopteri; Sciaenidae
Gene: tgfa
Product: transforming growth factor, alpha
Exons: 8
Coding region: 273-1058 (261 amino acids)
Biological process (GO): positive regulation of cell population proliferation; positive regulation of mitotic nuclear division; epidermal growth factor receptor signaling pathway
Molecular function (GO): growth factor activity; epidermal growth factor receptor binding
Source: RefSeq, a predicted model, not a curated record
GAGAAGUUAAACGCUCGGACACCCUGCACCCUCUCCUUUUUUUUGACUGAAGACUAAAGACUUUGCUACGACUUGAUCUAAAUCGACGCUUCAGAUGUGUGUAAAUGACACCGGUGUGCAGGUCUGUGAUCACGGGAUUAAAUGUUUUGUGCGCUGCUGCUGCUGCUCGCCCUGCAGCCUGCCACACUCCUGACUAAUGUGGUUUCCUAACACACGCCCGCAUUUCAGUGAGGCUGUCCGUCAACUUGCUAUAGUUUAGACUACAGGUCGACAUGAUGACUCGGAUUUUCUGGGAUGCAAUUUUUCUCAUAAGCGGUACUUUUAGUAUGUCUGUGGUACUCAAUGGUUCCCUCUUUACAUUUGGAGCAGGGCCGAGCAAUUCAACAAUUAUUGAAGCCAGCAUUUCCAUCGAUACAAAUUCCACCGCCAUUUCGAACAUCUCGACAAGUGGCUCUGUAACAACCAGCAGCAGAAACACAACUACCACAACCACCGUGACUACAACAACAGAUGCCCCUCCAGUUAAAGAUUCUCUCUUUACAUUAGAAACAGAGACGAGCGAUUCAACGAUGAAUGAAUCAAUAAUUUUCAUCGAAACAAACUUCACUGCAGCUUCAAAUACAUCGACAAGCAACUCUGCGUUAACGACCACAACUACUGCAACUUCUACAACUAACAUCCCUCCAGUUAAAAAGUUUGUGGCGGCAGCUGUUCGGUCUCAUUUUGAUGACUGUCCAGACUCCCAUCGCCAUUUCUGCUUCCAUGGCUCCUGUCGCUUCCUGAUAUUAGAGGAGACACCUGCAUGUGUGUGUCAUCCCGGCUUUGUUGGGAUGCGGUGUGAACAUGCAGAUCUACUCGCUGUCGUUGCAACGAAUCACAGACAACAGACAGUUGCCACGGUGCUGGUGUUGUGCGUGAUUGGGUGUGUUCUCAUCAUGGUGUUAUGUACACUGUUACACUGCUGGUGGAGGCAGGACUGUCGCCGACGGAGACUCGCGCAUCACUACGUCCUAGAGAAGCAUGGAGCGCCUUGCUAUCCUUCUGAGAGUGUGGUUUGAGAAGACAUCUUGCUGGAACAUGAGCUGUUUGCAUCACGCAACAUUUUCCAGUUUUCCUCAUCUUAUCUGGCCCAAAAAACCCUCAGGAUUGCAUUCAAAGUGGUAUUCACAAGUUCUGAUCAAGCAGACCUGGCCAGAGGCGAAGAAGCAUUAUCUUCAGUGUGUGGCUAAGGUAGGCCUGCUUGAUGUGGGAGGUUAAAUGUUCCAUGACAUUUUUUUUUUUUUUUUUUUUUUCCACUGACUGGAACUUUUGACCUGCAGCACCAUAGGAACGUGUUUUCUUCACUCUUUGACUCUGUGGAAAUACCCGCAGAACUACAACAGUCUGUUUGAAGCUCUGAGGAUGAAGCUGCUGCCAAAUCCUACAUGGAAAGAGCUCUGUGUGUCCUGAUUACUGUUUAUGGCUGGCCUAGAGGACAUGAGAAAUGAUCUACAAAGCCAUUAAUCAUCCAGUGUGGAUGUUGAAUAGGAACCGUGUUUAUUUUGGGCUGCAGGACAACAAUAAUUCAUUUACUUAAGUCAGAAGACCCCAAUUCCUAUUUUUGUCUUUUAAUAACUUGGCACACUUUUCAUCCGAACUCUAUAAGCACAGAGGACAUUUUUAAUAUAUGAUGGUGGGGGAAACUGAUGCUUUAAAAAAGUUUUGUUUUUAAAGAAUGAACUCACUUCACCUGACAGGAAUAGGAAUGAUGGAUUUACCUGACUGCUGAUGGAUUAAAAACAUGGAUUUCAAUCUUUUAUCAUACAUAAAUCUUGCAAUUUAAAAUUGUUCCAAUGUAGUUUUGAGAAAAAAAAUCAUGAAUUUGACUCCAGUAUUGCUACUGAAGCUGAAAUAUUUGUCAGUUUUAUUUUGUAUUCCUGAGCUGUACUUGAACACGUUCAUGGAUCAGGGGUUUUUGAUUUGCAAGCUAUAACUGUAACGACACAUGCACAACCGGGAGGCCACAUUAUUGAGUGGUCAUAUAGUAUUGUUGCACUUCGUGAUAAAAAACACUGCACUUCCUGUGUAAGGGAGUCACUUGGAAUAAGUGUCCAAAUGAAGAGAGAUGCCAAAUACACUCAAGGGAAGAGACACGUCCACCUAAGCAUGCACGCACUUAAAUCACGGCUUUUAUUUUUAAAGGACCAACAUGAAUCACUUUUAAUUUCAACAGUGGUGUGUUAUAGCAUUGCCUCUGCUUUGAAUUUAGAUCAUUUUAAAGAGAGAGAAAGCCUCUGAAGUUUAAUUUAAAACACAAUAUUUAAUAUUUGCUUUAAAAAAAAAGAAAAGGAAUAAUAAUUGUUAAAGGAAUACAAACUGACUCGGGUAUAAAGCGUGAAAAAAAUGUAAAAUGAAUGUGAUGGUAUUUAAAUGCCAAAAGACUCUGAGGGGAUGAUCCGCUUGUCUUUGUUUACACUAUGUGAUGAGAUCUACAUUCAGAAUGGGUGUUCAUGUCUGUCAUUACAGCAUUUUAUGUGUAUAUAUCGAAAACCGCUCAGAAACGCUCAAUGUGUACAUAUAUGAAAUGGGUGAUCUUCUCAUGCAUUAACCCCUUACUUUGUCUGAUUUACGUUGUCACGAUUGGAAAGCCUCCUAUUAUCUGUUUUCCAAUUAAAUGAAUUCAAAAAUG